Messenger RNA from Trichoderma atroviride IMI 206040, 1361 nucleotides. RefSeq lists its product as uncharacterized. Gene Ontology annotation, cellular component: precatalytic spliceosome. Gene Ontology annotation, molecular function: RNA binding; zinc ion binding. NCBI's taxonomy places the organism in Eukaryota, Fungi, Ascomycota, Sordariomycetes, Hypocreales, Hypocreaceae. Gene Ontology annotation, biological process: mRNA splicing, via spliceosome. The record is from RefSeq and is a predicted model, not a curated record.
CACCACGACUAGCAAAAAUGUCGGAAUACUGGAAAUCGACACCAAAAUACUGGUGCAAGCACUGCUCAGUCUACGUGCGCGACACAAAACUCGAGCGAGCGAAUCACGAAGCUACGGGGAAGCACCAGGGCGCCUUGAAGCGAUCACUACGAGACAUCCACCGCAACCACGAAAGAGAAGAGCGCGAGAAGGAGAGGGCCCGACGGGAGAUUGACAGACUCAAUGGCGUUGUUGGAUCAUCGUCGGGCGAUCCCUCGGGAUCAAGAGCGCCAGCGAAAGAGGCGACAGAUUCUCAGUUAAAGUCCCAGCGGGAGCAGCUGGCUGCCUUGGGAGUGUCCAUGCCAAGCGACUUCCGACCAGAGAUGGCCAUGCCUGGAGAAUGGACAGUUACGAAGACGACUGUUGUAGAAGAAAAACAAGAGGCGGACGGCGACGUCAAGAUUGAGGCCAAAGCAACAGGAGUGAGGAAGCGCGAAGAGACAGAAGAUCAGAAAGAAGAGGAGGAAGCGAUGCGAAGUCUUUUCAAGAAGCCGAGGAGAUGGGGCCGCGACUCCAAGACAAUGCCAGAUGAUGAAGACGAAGACUUGGAUGCGCUGCUAAGUACGACAGUGCCGCUGAAAGCCGAACCAGCUGAGCAAGGGGACGCAGUGAAGAAGGAAGAGGAUGUCGAUGACGGUGGUGCUGCUGACACAAAGCUACCGAAAGAGGAAGAUAUCCCAGUCAAGGCUGACCCCGAUGCCGAGGCGCAAGACCUGAAGCAAGCCGUCAAGCAAGAAGCGCUUGUAAAAGCCGAGGAAGAAGAAGAGUCGAGUGGCAUAACUCCGGUGGUGUUCAAGAAACGAAAACCCAAGGGCAUCCGAACGAAGUAGGCGAACUUGAAAGUUCAGCUACGGCUGAGCAGCAAUGAAUAUACCAUGCUACAGCUGAUUCAGCAAUUCCAAAGCGCAACACUAUACCAUGCUAUUCUUGUCAAAUCUUUCCAUUUUAAGGAUCGGAUAGCAAGAAAUGAUAUUUCAGCGCUGGUCGAUAUGCCAGCUGAUUAAUUGCAACGGCUAGAAUAACGCCGUGGAUAGAAUCCAAGAGGCUAUCCAGCUCCACUGCCGCGGGCUGACGUGCCGAGAUGGGUAGGAUCUGGGCCUGGAUCUAGACUAGGUAGAACAACUCUCCCAUCCUCGGAAUUCGGAUUUAGAAAGCGUGGGGUGAAUUGCGAUUUUCUGUUGACGAGCCCGGAUUUACUCGAGAGUUGGCCGGGACACGAGGCAGAGUCGAGCAGUUUCAGAGGCAAUAUAGGAUAUUUUAGGAUUGCUGGAAAUGCGCAUGUCUAAGCAGUAGUCAUGUCGCUAACCCAGUGCUAGCCCGUC